Lucilia sericata (common green bottle fly) is the source of this 3479-nucleotide messenger RNA. RefSeq names its product probable sodium/potassium/calcium exchanger CG1090. The coding region runs from base 1358 to 3244 and encodes 628 amino acids. Gene Ontology annotation, cellular component: membrane. The transcript is spliced from 8 exons. Gene Ontology annotation, biological process: intracellular calcium ion homeostasis; calcium ion transmembrane transport. NCBI's taxonomy places the organism in Eukaryota, Metazoa, Arthropoda, Insecta, Diptera, Calliphoridae. Gene Ontology annotation, molecular function: calcium, potassium:sodium antiporter activity; calcium channel activity. The record is from RefSeq and is a predicted model, not a curated record.
AUAUUAACAGUUUGCUCUGAGAGUCGCAAGUGUACGUAACGCCUCUUUAAAUAGAACGGAAUAAUUUUUUUUAAAACUUUAGUAGGAAAAAAGUAGUAGAAAAAAAUCCUUUAAAUAAAACUAAAAUUUAAGAAAAUAAGAACGUUACAGACUUGUCGACGACAAAGACGAGUAAAGAAAAAAAAAAGAAAAAUACAUAAUUACACGACUAAUGCGUAAGAGCUGGUCUUCCGAAAUUUUGCAAUUGAAAAUUUAAUUUUAAAAAGGAUUUUAUAAUUAGAGAAAAAAAAAGAAAUAAAAAAAAAAUUAAACCAACAAAAACAAAAGCAUGGCUUACGAAACGGUGUCAUAAGAAUUACAAAUAUUUGCUGUUUUUUGAAAAAAAAAAUGAAAUAAAGCAGAAAAUUAAAAAAGAAAAAAUAAGAAAGUGUAAAUUUAAAGGGAAAAAGUGAAAAAGAAAAGAAAAUGAAGGAAAAAGUGUAAAGUUUAAAUUAAGUAUGAAUAAAAAUAAUUAAAAAAAAGUGUAAAUGUUGCAAGGAAAUCAAAUUAAUUUUUUUUUAAAUUGUAAUAUGACAAUGUUCUAUGAUUUCUAAUAAUAACAACUAUAUACAGCUAUAAUAGCAGCAACAACAACAACAAUUAUACCUACGCAACGUAACUUAUUACACUCGUAAUAUAUACGUAUAUAUUUUCGUCUGUAUCUAUUUUCCAAAAAAAAAAAAGUUUCUCACAAAAAAACGAAAAAAGGCAACAACCCACUGCACUCACUAGCAGGGAAAUUACCACCCACAGUAAUAAGCAACGGGAUUACGUGUGAAAAAUUAUUUUAGAUUUGUUAAGAACGAAGAAAAACACACAAAAAAUCAAAUCAAAUAAAAAAACAAAAACUACUACUGUGCGACAGUGGUGAAUACAAGUUAAGCCUCCCCAAAGGAUACAGGCAACAAACACUCACUGCUACUGUAACAAGAAAAACAACUAUUACAACUACAAUAACCUACUGCUGCUACUCAUCAUCAUUCUUCACUCACUACUGCUACUCAUCACUCUUUAAAUAACCAAACGGACAAAAUGACAAAUUCCGGUUUUGGGUGGCUUUUUGCUUUGGGGACCAAAUAGAAGAACAACAAUUUUGUUUCCUUAAGUGAAAAGAAUGAUUAAAAAUAAAUUUACAACAAUACAGGCACGAACACUCGAGUAUUUACUUUUGACUUAAGUUAUAUGUAUGUAUAUACAUAUAUACAUACAUAUAUGGAUGUAUGUAUGUAUGGGAAAACAAAAGGCUUGGAAUGGAUUGGAUUUGCUUUCAUUAAUAUAAUCAAACUGCAGAAGAACAAGAAGAUCACGGUUCUGGAAUAUGGGCAUAUUAUUCCUGAUAUACUAUUGUGUCACAGUUUACUCUGCCAAAAGUGAUGAUAAAACAGAGAAACCUUUCGAUGUAGGUAACAUGGAAAAUGAAAAUGGUGAAGAGUUUGACAAAUCAAUAGAAACAUCAACAGAGCUAAAUGUUGAAACAGAGUUAAACGUUGAAACCACCCAGGCUACACUUCCUACGGCCCAUGAAGCAGUUCCUACUUGGCGUCCAAAACGUGAUAAUUGUACACCCCCAGCCAUAGAGCAAUUUCCACAGCCAUUAAUGAGCAAAUGGCUGAGACAACAUGGUGGCCUCAUCAUACACGUCCUGGUGGCCAUAUUCACCUUCUUCGGUUUGGCCAUAGUGUGUGAUGAGUAUUUCGUGGCCAGUUUAGAUAGAUUGUGUGAAGAACUGAAAUUGUCUCCUGAUGUGGCUGGUGCCACAUUUAUGGCUGCCGGCAGUUCAGCUCCUGAAUUGGCUACCGUUGUUAUCGGUGUGUUCUUUGCCAAAGAUGACAUUGGUAUUAGUGGUGUCAUUGGUUCAGCAGUUUUCAAUAUCAUGUUUGUCAUUUCCGUUUGUGCUUUAUGUUCCGGUACGGUGUGUCAACUCAACUGGUGGCCUUUGGUGCGAGAUUGCUUUUUUUAUUGCAUUUCCAUUUUGGUCAUGUUGAUCAUCAUUUUCAAUGAUGUCAUUUCUUGUUUUGAAUCUGUUGUCAUGCUGCUGUUUUAUGUAGUCUACUGUGUCGCCUUAUGCUUUAAUACUGAACUCGAACGCUGGGCUUUGUCUUUGAAUCUUCCCUUCAAACUUCCAACUAAAGAGGAACAAUCAUCUCUAGUGACCUAUAAAAAUGUACAAGAUAACAAUUACACACAAGGCACUCAACAGCAGACUAAUUUGUCACAAGAGCCUAACGCCGCAUCCUCGUCAGAAAACCAGCAGCAACAAGAAUAUCAAAAUUAUACCGAUCCCAACUCCAGUUGGGAUCCCAAUGCAGCUUGGGGUGAUACCUCCGAUCCCGUGGGCGUCAGUGCUAGAUCCUCCGUUCAACCGGCCGCUGUAGACGAUUGGGGCAUGAGCCAAUAUACUGCAGGUCAAGGACAAGAGAACAUUGGCUACAAUCCCGAUCAACCCGAAUCGGUGGUAACACAAUCGCCUACCGGUGACAAUGCACAAAAACCUGUGGUGGGUAAACCACAACCAGCCGGUGUGGAAUAUUACAAGUCCAGUGAUAAAUCGAAGGAAGCCCGACCCAAUCCUCUGGAACGUCCAACAACGGGAGGUUUACCAGCACUGAUCUCCUGGUAUGUUGUCUAUCCCAUACAUUUCCUCUGCCAGAAAACCAUGCCAGACUGCCGCACCGAAAAAUAUCGCAAUUGGUAUCCCUUCACAUUUUUAAUUUCCAUGAUCUGGAUCUCAUUCUAUUCGUACUUCAUGGUUUGGAUGAUCACUGUCAUUGGCUCAACAUUGGCCAUACCGGACACGGUAAUGGGCUUGACCUUUGUUGCUGCUGGUGUUUCCGUUCCCGAUGCCCUAAGCUCAAUAGCCGUUAUCAAAGAGGGUUUUGGCGAUAUGGCCGUUUCAAAUGCAAUCGGCUCGAAUGUCUUUGAUAUCCUAGUGUGCUUAGGUCUUCCGUGGUUCAUACAAACAGCUAUCAUUAAGCCAGGCUCUCAUGUCAAUGUCAUUUCGAAAGGUUUGGCUUACUCAACACUGUCACUAUUCUCAACGGUCAUAUUUUUAAUAUUGUCCACCCAUUUAAAUGGCUGGAAAUUGGAUAAACGCCUGGGCAUCAUACUGAUGGUGUGGUAUUUGCUAUUUAUAACUUUAGCCUCAUUGUAUGAACUUAAUGUAUUCGGUUAUAUGAAUCCACCAGAGUGUCCAAGUGAAUAUUAAAUUGGAAACGAUUGCUAUAGCAACAACAUAACAAAAUGUAUACCAGAGCAUCCCACAAGUAUUGCAAUUAUUUCAAAAAAAAAAGAAGAAACUUUAUUUAAAAACGGAAAAAAACUCAUAAAUGCAAGAGAAAUAAGUAGGAACAAUUUGGAAGCUGUGUUUUAAAAUUGCUUAAGGAAAUUAUUAGAUUUUAUUUAAAAAAAAAAAAAUGAAUAAAAAUUAUUUGUGAAACAAU